AGUGACUUCUCAUUUAAUAUAUAGGGGGAUGUUUAAAUAUAUGAAGUUAUAAUUGUGGUGGGUUACUGUUAAAACAAAAUAGUUUAGUAAAAAGUAAACUUGAUAAUUAUAAAGUGUGAUUAAUAAUUAAUGAUAAAAUAAAAAUAUAAUAUAUCUAAAACAAAGAUAAAAUAUAUUUUUUGAAAAGAAUAAAUGAAGCAAAAUAUUAAAAUAAAUAUUAUUUCAUGUCUUUCAUGUUGAAGAUAGUAAAUUUUUAAGGAUGAAAAUGAAACCAACUAUUAUUUACAAUAUGUAUAAAUUUAUUAGUAAAUGAAAAUCAAACACAGAUAAAAAUAUUCUUUAAAAUAAUUUCUUGUCAAAUGUAAAUUUAGUCUAAUUAUUAUAGGCAGAUGUUUAAAAAAGCAUUAAGAAAACAUAUUCUUCUGUUUAUUUUCCAAGAAUAUCUUCUUUCAGUAAUAUAAUUCUCGAAAUUGAAACAAGCGAAAACAGACACUACACUAUUUCGAAAAUUUAUCCAAUUAAUAAAAUUACGUGUAAUAUUUGCCUUCUUAGCAGCAAACUACGUGCAGUUUAAAUUAACGAAUAGUCUUAAGAUCUCAUCCAAAACCGUUUCAAACCCACAGAAAAAAAAAUUAAAAACAGACAACGGAAUAAAAACAAAUACCACCGCUUUGAGUUAUAUAUAUAAACUCAAUAAACCUCAUCACUCUUCCUUCUUCAUUCUUCCUUCCAAGAUUCUUAUCUUUAUUAAAGAGAAACAAAACUCUUCUUUUAUAAUUAACUUUUCUUUUUUCAUUGUUGUGUUCUCUCUCUCUUUCUCUCGCUGGAGAAAAAUGUUGGCUAUAUUUCACGAGGCCUUUGCUCACCCGCCGGAGGAACUCUACAGUCCGGCGUCUGAGAAAUGCUCUAAACAGCCCAAACUUCCAGAAGAAACCUUAGACGACUUCUUGUCUCGUCACUCUGACAACACUUUCUCCAUGUCUUUCGGAAAAGCAGCUGUUCUUGCUUACGUUCGUCCCUCUGCUUCCUUCUCAGUCCACCAGAGGUUGUUCUGUGGGUUUGAUGACAUCUACUGUCUCUUCUUUGGGAGCUUGAACAAUCUGUGUCAGCUAAACAAGCAAUAUGGUCUGACCAAGACAACAAACGAGGCCAUGUUUGUGAUUGAAGCUUAUAGGACUCUUAGAGACAGAGGUCCUUAUCCAGCUGAUCAGGUCGUCAAGGAUUUAGACGGUAGCUUUGCCUUUGUUGUUUAUGAUAGCAAAGCCGGCUCUGUCUUCACGGCUCUGGGAUCUGAUGGAGGAGUGAAGCUGUUUUGGGGAAUAGCUGCUGAUGGAUCUGUUGUGAUAUCGGAUGAUUUGGAUGUUAUCAAAGAGGGUUGUGCUAAAUCUUUUGCUCCAUUUCCUACUGGAUGUAUGUUCCACAGUGAAGGAGGGUUAAUGAGCUUUGAGCAUCCGAUGAACAAGAUAAAGGCGAUGCCGAGAGUGGACAGUGAAGGAGUCCUAUGUGGUGCUAACUUCAAGGUGGAUGUGUACACGCGUGUUAACAGUAUCCCUCGUCGAGGAAGUGAAGCCAAUUGGUCUCUCUGAAUGCCUUGCAUUCUCUCAACUUCCUAAAUGAUACUUUCCUUUCCGCACUUUCAUGCUCCGUUCUUGUUCUUCUCUACUUCUGUUAUGGAAUAAGCCAUGAAUAAAAACUGUGAAUAGCUUUCGAGGUUCUAUAUAAAAAUAAAUUUCUCAGCGCUCA
Molecule: messenger RNA, 1743 nt
Organism: Brassica napus (rape)
Lineage: Eukaryota; Viridiplantae; Streptophyta; Magnoliopsida; Brassicales; Brassicaceae
Product: stem-specific protein TSJT1
Exons: 4
Coding region: 834-1586 (250 amino acids)
Source: RefSeq, a predicted model, not a curated record